AUGGUGUUUCGCCGUCCUCUCAGUAUAUGUCUGGUAUCGAAGCUUUCGCACUAUUUUUCGCUCAAAGAGCUCCGGGUCUAUAGGGUGUUGGUUCUGAUGCUCACAUUUUUUGUAUAUCUAACGUAUCAUAUGUCCCGACGAUCGUUAAGUAUUGUAAAGCCGGCACUCAAUCAUAAAAAUUGUUCCGAUAUAUUGCCCGAUAUGUAUGAUUCAAAUAAUACUGAUAUUGAUGAGCACUGGUGCGAUUGGGCACCCUUUUCAUCCCGUACAAUGUUGGGUACGUUGGAUCUAGUGUUUCUUAUAUCAUACUCUGUCAGUAUGUAUAUCAAUGGUAUGAUAGCUGAGCGCAUGAAUUUGCGAUACUUUCUGACAAUUGGUAUGUUGUUCUCUGGUAUUUGUAAUAUAUUGUUUGGUUUGGCCUACUUUCUCGGAAUUCAUUCGUUGGGUUACUUCUAUUUCGUACAAAUCAUUACUGGCAUCGGUCAGUCAACUGGUUGGCCAGGUGUAUUGGCCGCAGUGGGCAAUUGGUUUGGGUCAUCCAAAAGAGGUCUAAUGUUUGGUAUCUGGAAUUCGCACUUAUAUUUCGGUAACAUAGCCGGUGCUGCCAUUGCUGGCCUAUUUGUUGAUGACAAAUGGGGAAUGUCAUUUAUUGUUCCCGGUAUUAUUAUUGCCGGCACCGGUAUACUGGUGUUUCUGUUUUUAGUUCAAAAACCAGAAGAAGUGAGUUUGAGUCUGAAUUCAAAUGCGGAACAAACGCCUGUAAAAGCCAAUGAUAAGCUUAAGACUCAAAUCCAGUUUAGUUCAUCUUCUGAUGUCGAGUCAGAUCAGCUCAAUAAUCAUAAGGCUAUCAGUAUUAUUGAUGCACUUAAGAUACCGGGAGUCAUCGAGUUCUCAAUCUGUCUGUUCUUUGCCAAACUGGUGAGCUAUACAUUCUUGGAUUGGUUGCCACUAUAUAUUGUGUCAUCAAAUGAGGGCAUAUCAAGCUCUAAGUCUGCUUACAUGACAAUUGUGUUUGAUGUGGGAGGCAUUGCCGGUGGUAUUAUCGCUGGAUAUCUGGCCGAUAGGACAGGUGCCAGUGCAUUGUGCUGUAUAGUUAUGCUCAUAUUUGCUAUACCUUCAUUGGGUAUUUAUAGAUUAUACGGUAACACUUCUGAAGUGGUCAAUGAAAUCCUCCAAUUUAUAGCCGGCAUAUUUGUCAACGCACCGUAUGCUUUAAUAACUACCGCUGUGUCCGCCGAGUUGGGCUCCAAAGUGCCGUCCAAGUCGGCAAUGGCCACAGUGUCGGCCAUAAUCGAUGCCACCGGCAGUAUUGGAUCGGCAGUCGGACCCUCUUUGGCUGGUUUUGUAUCAGAGUAUGACUGGAAUUAUGUGUUUAUAGUCGUUAUGCUCUCAGAUUUGUGUGCAUUAUUGGUAUUAAUAAGAGUCGGUUAUAACGAUAUAAAACAAUUAAUAUUUAAGUGGAGGACUCAUAGGACCCGAAACAGUAAUAGUAUGAAUCAGGAUAUCAUUUCAGUCACUACUUAUUAA
Molecule: messenger RNA, 1527 nt
Organism: Oppia nitens
Lineage: Eukaryota; Metazoa; Arthropoda; Arachnida; Sarcoptiformes; Oppiidae
Product: glucose-6-phosphate exchanger SLC37A2-like
Exons: 6
Coding region: 1-1527 (508 amino acids)
Biological process (GO): transmembrane transport
Cellular component (GO): membrane
Molecular function (GO): transmembrane transporter activity
Source: RefSeq, a predicted model, not a curated record